This is a messenger RNA of Oryza brachyantha (malo sina), 1758 nucleotides long. RefSeq names its product AT-hook motif nuclear-localized protein 10. The transcript is spliced from 6 exons. The coding region runs from base 376 to 1455 and encodes 359 amino acids. The record is from RefSeq and is a predicted model, not a curated record. Gene Ontology annotation, molecular function: minor groove of adenine-thymine-rich DNA binding. Lineage: Eukaryota; Viridiplantae; Streptophyta; Magnoliopsida; Poales; Poaceae.
CGUUUUCCUGCUCCUGAGCUUUCAUUUAUGGGGCAGAGGAGUGUGAAAGUGUGCUUCUUGUUUUCCAUUUUGAAGAAAUAGUUUUUUUCUUUCAGAUAUUUUUUUCCUCUCUUCCUUCCACUGCCUUGGCUGCAACUGUUGGGUCUGAAACUGUGGCAAUUUAUUGCGUUUUGCCGCCUGCAAAAUCCGGCGAAAAGAAUGAGAUCUGCAAUUUCGGUGCACCGUUUUGCUAAAUCCUGACCCAAAGCUUGGUUUUUUAACUCCCCUUCCUUGAGGUUCCAAAUCCCUAAUCCUUACUUCACGUGCUCGUGAGGUCUCGUCAGUGGAUAAAAAUCGCAGCUUUUGUAGAGUUUGGUCCAAGAACGGUUCUUGGCCAUGGAGGUGAGGUCGGAGCAAGGGCUAAUGGCGGGGAGGGAUCUGUUCGGCAUGCCGAAGAGCCCGCCGGCGCCGGCGCCGCCGUCGUCGGGAGCCAUGCAGAGCGUCCGCAUGGCGUACACCUCAGACGGCACCCCCGUGUUCACCCCGGUUAGCGCCGCGGCGGCGCCGCCGGGUUACCAGUCGGGUGGCGGCGCGGGCACCGGCUCAACCAUGCCGGCCGCCGGAGGCAAUGGCGCCGCAGCACUGCCGGACUUGGGGGAGCCCGUGCUCAAAAAGAAGCGCGGGCGGCCGAGGAAGUACGGGCCCGACGGGUCCAUGUCGCUGGGGUUGGUGGCCUCGCCGACGUCUGCAGGGUCGACGCCGGGCGCUUCAGGGCCGUUCUCGCUGACGCAGCCGAAGCCGGCGAGCCUCGCGUCGCCGGUGUCACAAGACGGAGUGAAGAAGCGGGGCCGGCCUAAGGGUUCUACGAACAAGCCGCGCAUCGAUGCCGUUGGAUCAGCAGGAGUUGGAUUUACACCACAUAUUAUUACAGUCCAAGCUGGAGAGGAUGUAUCCUCAAAGAUUAUGUCAUUUACUCAACAUGGAAAUCGCGCAGUUUGUGUUCUUUCAGCAAAUGGUGCCAUAUCAAAUGUUACACUUCGCCAAACUGCUACCUCAGGUGGAACAGUGACAUACGAGGGCCGAUUUGAGAUACUAUCGCUGUCUGGGUCUUUCCUUCUAACAGACCAUGGAGGGCAGCGUAGUCGAACUGGGGGACUCAGUGUUUCGCUUGCUGGUCCUGAUGGUCGUCUCUUGGGAGGUGGCGUUGCCGGACUUCUCAUAGCAGCUACACCAGUCCAGAUUGUUGUGGGAAGCUUCAAUUCUGAAGGGAAAAAGGAGCCGAAACAGCAUGUUUCUUUAGAACCGGCGCCAUUGAAAACUGCGCCGGCCACUGGGAUGGGACCCAACAGCAGUCCCCCUUCAAGAGGCACAUUGAGUGAAUCCUCAGGUGGAGCUGGAAGCCCCCUGCAUCCAGGCAUUGCUCCUCCCAGCAACAAUAGCCAGCCGCCAUUCUUGUCUAGCAUGCCAUGGAAAUGAUACCUUCAUCCUUCACCAAACCUGGAUUCUGAUAGGCUGUCGAUGAACUGCAGCAUCUCUGCAAGAAAGUAGCAACCGUUGCCACACGUUUCUCUAACUAGUUCCUAUGUUGUAGUGUAAAUCUGAAUUUUAAAUUAGGGGAGAAUUUGUAGCUGGUAAGUGUAGCUGUUGUGUAGGUUUCAGUUUCACCCUGGAUUUAUUACGUGCUAGGUAGUAUCUUGAGAGACCUGAUCAUGUUUAUCCUAAUAUCCUGUGCAAUGUUAUCAAAGAUUAUUGUUAUUAUUAUGACCUCUAGUUGCGUUA